AUUUUGGAAACUGUGAAGGAAAUCAAAGGCCGCAUCAUGCUCCACCAAUGCAGUUUACACAAGUGCAGUAUAAUGCUACUGUGUAUGAGAAUUCUGCAGCCAAGACUUAUGUUGGGCAUCCAGUGAAAAUGGGCAUUUACAUUACAAAUCCGUUGUGGGACCUAAGAUACAAAAUUAUUUCUGGUGACAAUGAGAACUUGUUCAAAGCUGAAGAAUAUGUUCUUGGAAACUUUUGCUUUUUGAGAAUACGGACCAAGGGAGGAAACACAGCUAUCCUUAACAGAGAGGUGAAAGACCAUUAUAUGCUGACUGUUAAAGCAGUUGAAAAAAAUACAAAUGCUGAAACGCGUACAAAGGUCAGAAUACAGGUACUGGAUACAAAUGACUUGCGGCCUUUGUUUUCUCCAACAUCUUACAGUGUUUCUUUGCCUGAAAACACAGCAAUAAGGACCAGCAUCGCAAGAGUCAGUGCAACAGAUGCAGAUAUAGGAACAAAUGGAGAGUUCUACUAUAGCUUUAAAGAAAGAACGGAUGUGUUUGCUAUACAUCCAACUAGUGGAGUGGUAGUUCUAACUGGUAGACUUGAUUACUCGGACACUAAGCGUUACGAGAUGGAAAUUCUUGCAGUGGACCGUGGGCUGAAGCUGUAUGGUAGCAGUGGCAUAAGCAGUAUGGCAAAACUAACUGUUCACGUAGAGCAAGCAAACGAAUAUGCCCCCGUCAUUACAGCUGUUACACUGACUCCGUCAGAAUCAGACAAAGAUCCAACUUAUGCAAUUGUAACUGUAGAGGACAAUGAUCAGGGUUCAAAUGGGGAAAUAGCAUCACUAAAUAUUGUUGCAGGUGAUCCACUUCAACAGUUCAAAACAGUGAGGUCUGUUCCAGGAGGUAAAGAAUACAGAAUAAAAGCCAUUGGUCACAUCGACUGGGAGAGCCACCCUUUUGGAUACAACCUUACCCUUCAAGCUAAAGAUAAAGGAAAUCCCCCACAGUUUUCUUCUGUAAAAGUUGUUCAUGUGACAUCACCGCAAUUUAAGUCUGGUCCUGUCAGAUUUGAAAAAGAGAUAUAUAGAGCUGAAAUAAGUGAAUUUGCCCCUCCUAACACACCUGUGAUAAUGGUGAAAGCUCUGCCUAGUUACCCACAUUUAAAAUAUGUAUUUAAAAGUACACCAGGCAAAGUAAAAUUCAAUUUAAACACUCACACUGGUCUUAUUACCACUUUAGAACCCAUAAAAGCACAAUAUGCAUCCCAUUUUGAACUUGAAGUUGUGACAAGUGACAGAAGAGCUUCUGCAAAAGUAGUAAUUAAGGUACUAGGCAUGAACAGCAAUCCUCCUGAAUUUACUCAGACAUCCUAUAAAGCCUCCUUCGAUGAGAACGUGCCAAUAGGUACGAGUAUCUUGAGAGUAAGUGCGAAGGAUCCUGAUGAAGGGGAGAAUGGUUAUGUGACCUAUAGCAUUGCAAACCUAAAUCCUUUGCCGUUUGUGAUUAACCAUUUCAGUGGGGUUAUUAGUACCUCAGAAGACCUGGAUUAUGAAUUGAUGCCAAGGAUUUACAGUUUGAGGAUUCGAGCUUCUGAUUGGGGUAUACCAUAUCGCCGAGAAGUUGAAGUUCCUGUUACUAUUAUUUUAAAUAACCUGAAUGACAAUAUACCUCUGUUCGAGAAAAUAAAUUGUGAGGGAACAAUCCCCAGGGAUCUUGGUGUUGGAGAACAAAUAACAACUGUAUCUGCUAUUGAUGCUGAUGAGCUCCAGUUGGUGAGAUACCAAAUUGAAUCUGGAAAUGAACUGGAUUUAUUUAGCCUGAAUCCAAAUUCUGGAGUACUUUCACUCAAGCAGUCACUAAUAGAUGGCCUAGGUGCUAAAAUGUCUUUUCACAGUUUGAAAAUUACAGCUACAGAUGGAGAAAACUUUGCAAAACCGUUGUAUAUCAACAUAACUGUAGCUACUAGUCGCAAACCGGUCAACUUGCAAUGUGAAGAAACUGGUGUUGCCAAAAUGCUCGCAGAGAAACUCUUACAAGCAAAUAAAUUGCAUAGUCGUGGAGAAGUUGAGGAUGUUUUCUUUGACACUCACUCUGUGAAUCUGCACGCACCUCAGUUUAGAAGUACUCUCCCCAGUAGCAUUGAGAUAAGAGAAGACCAACCUGUAGGCUCCAGCAUAAUGCUUAUGAAUGCUACUGAUCUUGAUACUGGCUUCAAUGGAAAGCUAGUGUAUGUUAUUUCUGGAGGUAAUGAAGAUAGUAGUUUCAUUGUUGAUAUGGAGAGAGGAGUGCUGAAAAUUUUAUCUCCCCUUGACCGAGAAGUAAAAGAUAAAUAUACUCUAAAUAUUACUGUCUAUGAUCUUGGAAUACCACAGAAGUCUGCCUGGCACCUUUUAGAUAUAAAAAUUUUGGAUGCUAAUGACAACCCACCGGAGUUCCUGCAAGACAGCUAUUUUGUUGAAGUGAGCGAAAACAAAGAGCCAAACACUGAAAUAAUUCAAAUUGAAGCUAUUGAUAGAGAUUUGGGGGCUAAUGGAGAAGUGAAAUAUUCUCUUCUUACAGAUACAGACAAGUUUACUAUUAAUGCUGUGACAGGAGUUGUGGAAGUUGUAGGGGUUCUGGAUCGUGAAGAACAGCAUGUCUAUUUCUUGAAAAUAGAGGCUAGGGACCAACCUACUGAAGAACCUCAAUUAUUUUCAACAGUUAUUUUAAAAGUGUCUGUAGAAGAUGUUAAUGACAAUCCUCCUAAGUUUAUUCCUUCAAAUUAUCAUGUGAAAAUUCGAGAAGAUCUUCCUGAGGGAACUAUCAUUACGUGGCUAGAAGCCUACGAUCCUGAUUUAGGCCAGUCAAGUCAAGUACGAUACAGUCUUUUGGACAGUGGAGAUGGCACCUUUGAUGUUGACAAACUAAGUGGAGCAAUACGUAUUGUACAAAGACUAGACUAUGAAAAGAAACAACUUUAUAACUUGACUGUGCGGGCCAAGGACAAAGGAAAACCUAUUUCAUUGUCCUCCACGUGUUACGUCGAGGUUGAGAUAGUUGACGUGAAUGAAAACUUGCACCCUCCACGGUUCUCUGUAUUUGCAGAUAAAGGCUUUAUAAAAGAAGAUGCCCCUGUUGGGUCCUCAGUAAUGACAGUAUCUGCUUAUGAUGAAGACACGGGACGAGAUGGGGAGAUUAGAUACUCCAUCAGAGAUGGAUCUGGUAUAGGAGUUUUUCGAAUAGAUGAAGAAAAAG
This is a messenger RNA of Tauraco erythrolophus (red-crested turaco), 3219 nucleotides long. Lineage: Eukaryota; Metazoa; Chordata; Aves; Musophagiformes; Musophagidae. The record is from RefSeq and is a predicted model, not a curated record.